AUGUCGACCACAGUUGAGAAGAUCAAACAAAUCGAGGACGAGAUGGCUCGGACUCAAAAAAACAAAAACACAUCCUUCCACUUGGGACAGUUGAAGGCUAAGCUUGCGAAGCUAAAGAGAGAGCUCUUGACCCCGUCUGGUGGUGGUGGAGGCGGUGGUGCUGGUUUCGAUGUUGCCCGUACUGGUGUUGCUAGUGUUGGGUUCAUCGGUUUUCCUUCAGUCGGAAAGAGUACCUUGAUGAGCAAAUUGACAGGCCAGCACUCAGAAGCUGCCGCAUAUGAGUUCACAACCUUGACGACGGUACCUGGACAGGUCAUGUACAACGGUGCUAAGAUCCAGAUUCUUGAUCUUCCUGGUAUCAUUCAGGGUGCCAAAGAUGGUAAGGGUCGUGGUCGGCAGGUUAUUGCCGUGGCCAAGACUUGCCAUCUUAUCUUCAUUGUUUUGGAUGUCAACAAGCCGCUGGUCGACAAGAAGGUUAUCGAAAACGAAUUGGAGGGCUUCGGUAUUCGAAUCAACAAGCAGCCCCCCAACAUUCUCUUCAAGAAGAAGGACAAGGGUGGUAUUGCGGUUACCAGCACCGUUCCCUUGACACACAUUGACAAUGAUGAAAUCAAAGCCGUCAUGAACGAAUACAAGAUCUCUUCGGCGGAUAUUUCCAUCCGAUGCGACGCGACGGUCGACGAUAUCAUCGAUGUUCUCGAAGCCAAGAGUCGAGCCUAUAUCCCCGUUAUCUAUGCCCUCAACAAGAUUGAUUCUAUCUCGAUUCAAGAACUGGACUUGCUGUAUCGGAUUCCCAACGCCUGCCCCAUCAGUUCCGAACAUGGCUGGAACAUCGACGAAUUACUGGAGACCAUGUGGGAGAAGCUCAACCUCCGCCGAAUUUACACCAAACCCAAGGGCAAGGCCCCCGAUUACACUGCUCCCGUUGUGCUUAAGGCAGGCGCAUCCACGGUCGAAGAUUUCGUAUGGCCCUCCUCCCAUUGUUCAUUAUUUUAUGUUGGCCGUGUCUUUGCUAAUCCCGAACCAGUGUAA
Aspergillus melleus is the source of this 1032-nucleotide messenger RNA. RefSeq names its product GTP-binding protein RBG1 (gene RBG1). Gene Ontology annotation, biological process: cytoplasmic translation. NCBI's taxonomy places the organism in Eukaryota, Fungi, Ascomycota, Eurotiomycetes, Eurotiales, Aspergillaceae. Gene Ontology annotation, cellular component: cytoplasm. The record is from RefSeq and is a predicted model, not a curated record. Gene Ontology annotation, molecular function: GTP binding; GTPase activity. The transcript has 8 exons. Bases 1 to 1032 code for a protein of 343 amino acids.